AUGACAAAAGAUAUUGAAAAUAAAAGUUCUUUAUGUAUGUAUAUUUAUCCCAGAAUAGAAAAAAAAAAAACUUGCAAUGGACCAACGACUAACCAUAAUUUCCAAGUGUCCAAAUUUGAGAAUAUAUUACCAGAUUUGUUUAUAGUAUAUGAACAUACAAAUAAAUAUGUUUUGACUAGUGAGAUACUUCCAGUGGACUUUUACCAGGAAAAUCCGAUGAAAAUAGUGUCAUCUUUACAAUCACACACAACAACGGAUGUCACCAGCAUUGAAAAUAAAUUUAAAAAUGGACAGUAUUCCACACCAUAUCAAUUAUUUCAUGAUAUCAAGGCUGUCGCAUCGAUUUUGUUGAACAAAGAAGUAAAUGGAUCUUUAGAAUAUAAAGAGUUGGAUUUUUUUUACAAGUUUUCCACAGAAUUGUUAUUACGUGAAGUUGGUAACUUGAUCAAGUUUAACAAUGAAACCGCUGAGAUUAAAACUGAAUUGGAAACACAAUUAGAUGAAGAUUUUACCAAGAUCAUCACUAACUACAAUAUUUCCAACGGUGAAGUCAUCACUUAUAUUUCAACCACCGAAGAAUCAGAAACCCAAUCUUCCAGUGUCUUUUAUCAACAUCAUCAACAUAAAGAGGAACCAACGAAAAAGACUCAACCAUUGUUUUCGUCCGUGGUCUCUAAAUCCGAGUUGGAUAACAGAGCAACAAUUGUUCCGUCGCCUUACAGAAUUGCCCAAGUUGUUCCUAGUAUCAAAGAUUCGGUGUCUGAAAACACAUUGGAGACUUUAUCACCUAUUACUAACAGAAUUCCCUCACCGUUAGAUCAACCAACGAAUAUAUUACACGACUUUUUCCAUCCCACUUGGUACACUAUUUCAGUGCCAACUUGGUUAACUUACACCUCACAGACUAUAAAACCAGCAAACUUUAAUGCCAAUCAAGAACUCGAGGAUGGAGCCGGUGCAUCAACCAAGACAAAACUUUCAAUUUUGAAGAAUAGAGAUAACGAUUUCUCCACAAAACCGACCAAUAUUUGGGGACCAGGAAACUAUUAUCGAUCAUUCGCACCAUCGAGAAACCUGUCUGGGUCUAUUGUGGGAAACAAAUUGAAAGCUAAUGUUUGGUUACAGCAUAUUGGUAUGACAGAGAUUGCUGAACUCAAACAAAGUUUUGUAGAAAAUACGCACGAGACGAGUCCUUUAGUUAAUGAUACAGUGCCGGAUAAAGAGGAUGGAAGUGAAAGCAAAUCUAAUACUGAAAAUGGAAGUAAACCCACCAAUGGACAACAAAUAAGGGAGAGGGCCCAAGAGCCGGCAGAAGAAAAUCCAUCUCCUCAAAACAUAAACAUUGCGAACAUUAUUAAGUGGGAUCCAACCAAGGUUGAAGAGUUAAACUACUUGAAGGAGCAUAAACAAGAUUUGGUUAACCCUCAAAAACUUCAAAAAAUGAUUUCCAUUUCAUUAUUGAAAUUGAAUAAACUACGUCAGGAAAGGUAUUCACGAAGUGAUGUACGAAACCCAGUAGCUCCUCAACAUGAAGAAAAUAUCUUAUACAAUAGAGUGGUUAAACUAAUCUCCAUAGCUAUUCAGUUGUUCAACAUAAACCCAGGAUGCUUUUCAUACCAAUUUAGUAAAAAUAUUCCAGUAUUGGUAUCAGAAUUCAGUGGCACAUUACCAGGAAUCCCCCCAACUAAAGCAAUCACUAACAAUGGUACUUCUUCUAACACCAAACUGAACCGGUUGCCGAAUCUCAAGGGUCCAUCAGCAUAUAGAAAAAGACCAACAAGAUUAGGUUAA
Messenger RNA from Candida dubliniensis CD36, 1791 nucleotides. RefSeq lists its product as uncharacterized. The transcript has a single exon. NCBI's taxonomy places the organism in Eukaryota, Fungi, Ascomycota, Pichiomycetes, Serinales, Debaryomycetaceae. The coding region runs from base 1 to 1791 and encodes 596 amino acids. Gene Ontology annotation, cellular component: RSC-type complex; nucleus. Gene Ontology annotation, biological process: regulation of transcription by RNA polymerase II. The record is from RefSeq and is a predicted model, not a curated record.